This is a messenger RNA of Rosa rugosa (rugosa rose), 3706 nucleotides long. RefSeq names its product homeobox-leucine zipper protein ANTHOCYANINLESS 2. Lineage: Eukaryota; Viridiplantae; Streptophyta; Magnoliopsida; Rosales; Rosaceae. The transcript is spliced from 9 exons. Gene Ontology annotation, molecular function: DNA-binding transcription factor activity, RNA polymerase II-specific; DNA binding; lipid binding. The record is from RefSeq and is a predicted model, not a curated record. Gene Ontology annotation, biological process: regulation of DNA-templated transcription. The coding region runs from base 699 to 3200 and encodes 833 amino acids.
AGUGAGGAGAGUCAACCAUCUCUUUUUGGAGCUUUGUAUUUGUAAGGCUUCGAAGACUCCACAUACUCUAUCAUCCCCUUUCUCUCUCUCGCACCUUUUCUCCUUUCUCUCUGCAAAAAUCUCAAAAGCCUUUUCCUCUUCCUUUUCCUCUUCUCUCUCUCCUUUUUUUAAUCCCUACCAGCAUAGUCAAGCAUGCAGCAGUGAGAAACUAGGGUUCCCUUUCUUAUUUAUAUUUUUUUGGUUGGUGCCCUUUCGCAGACCAAAACAGCAGCAGGCAUUUAAGCUUCUUGGGUCAGUCACCAGCUUAAGAGUCUUAGAGAGAGAGAGAGAAUCUAAGCAGGAAGAGAGAGAGAGGGAUAGAGAGCGAAUAGCUAAGCAGGAAGGACCAGUACUUUGAAACGGGCUUGCCUUCUUUCUCUUUCUUUCUCUCUAGAGAGGGGAGCUGGAGACAUUUGCCGUUUGUCUCCUCUACCUCUCUCUCUCUCUCUCCUUUACUCAGUUUUUCCGAGAUACCCAUUUGGUUUUUCUCUUCUAUUUAUAUUUUCUUUGAUUUCGCGUCGAUUUGGUUUCCUGGUGGGUGUAAAGAGAGAAAAUUACGUCGGGGGUUUUAGUCCAUUUUGGGAAGUGCAGCCUGUAAAUCUGUAAAAAGGGGGAGGAAAAUCUGGAGGCUUGAAAGAGAAGGUUUUGGGUUUUAUUUGAUGAGUUUUGGGGGUUUUCUUGACAAUAGUACCGGCAGUAGUGGCGGUGCAAGAAUCGUCGCUGAUAUUCCUUACAACAACAACCACCACCACCACCACCACCACCACAACGCCAACCACACCAGUAUGCCCUCUGGUGCAAUCGCUCAGCCUCGACUCGUGACUCAGUCUCUCACCAAAUCAAUGUUCAACAACUCACCAGGCCUCUCACUCGCUCUUCAGACUAAUGCCGACGGAGGCGGAGACGCGCCGAGAAUGGCUGAGAAUUUCGAGGCGAAUAAUAACGUCGGCGGGCGGAGGAGCCGGGAGGAGGAGAACGAGAUCAGUAGAUCUGGCAGCGAUAACAUGGACGGCGCCGGCUCCGGCGAUGAAGGAGACGCCGCGGAUAACAGCAACCCUCGUAAGAAGAAGAGAUACCACCGACACACCCCGCAGCAAAUCCAAGAGCUCGAAGCGUUAUUCAAGGAGUGCCCUCAUCCUGAUGAGAAGCAAAGGUUGGAGCUUAGCAGAAGGCUAAAUCUUGAGACCCGGCAAGUCAAGUUCUGGUUCCAAAAUCGCCGAACCCAGAUGAAGACUCAACUUGAACGGCAUGAGAACUCUUUGCUGAGGCAAGAGAACGAUAAGCUUCGAGCCGAAAACAUGUCCAUCAGGGAUGCCAUGAGGAACCCAAUUUGCACAAACUGCGGCGGUCCGGCCAUGAUAGGCGAUAUUUCUAUUGAAGAGCAACAUCUCAGGAUUGACAAUGCCCGAUUAAAGGACGAGUUAGACCGGGUUUGUGCACUUGCCGGCAAGUUCUUGGGCCGCCCAAUUUCGACUCUAGGUCCAUCAAUGGGGCCCCCACUGCCGAGUUCAGCUCUAGAACUCGGAGUUGGGAACAAUGGGUUCGGUGGGAUGAGCUCAGUGGCUACAACAAUGCCAUUGGGACCCGAUUUUGGAGCGGGGCUUGGGGGUGGCAUGCCGAUUGUGGCUCACACUAGGCCGGUGGUGGGAGGGCUCGACGAGAGGACUAUGUUUUUGGAGCUAGCUUUGGCCGCCAUGGAUGAGCUUGUGAAGCUGGCUCAGACUGAUGAGCCACUUUGGCUGAGGAGCUUGGAAGGUGGGAGAGAGGUGCUGAAUCACGAGGAGUACAUGAGGAGUUUCACGCCUUGCAUUGGGUUGAAGCCUAAUGGCUUUGUUACCGAGGCUUCUAGGGAGACUGGUAUGGUCAUCAUCAACAGUUUGGCUCUGGUUGAGACUCUGAUGGACUCGAAUCGAUGGCUGGAGAUGUUUCCUUGUAUGAUUGCCAGAACUUCUACCACUGAUGUGAUUUCCAGCGGUAUGGGAGGGACUAGAAAUGGUGCACUUCAACUGAUGCAUGCUGAGCUUCAAGUCCUAUCGCCUUUGGUUCCAGUCCGUGAGGUCAACUUCCUCCGCUUCUGCAAGCAGCACGCCGAGGGUGUGUGGGCGGUGGUGGAUGUGUCCGUCGACACAAUCAGAGACAAUUCUGGUGCACCCACAUUUGUAAACUGCAGGAGGCUCCCUUCUGGCUGUGUUGUACAAGAUAUGCCUAAUGGUUACUCCAAGGUUACAUGGGUUGAGCAUGCAGAGUACGACGAGAGCCAAGUCCACCACCUGUACCGACCCUUGUUGAGUUCCGGCAUGGGGUUCGGCGCGCAGAGGUGGGUCGCCACGCUCCAGCGCCAAUGCCAGUGCCUCGCUAUCCUCAUGUCCUCCACGGUCCCGGCCCGCGACCACGCCAACACCAUCACUCAGAGCGGGAGGAAGAGCAUGUUGAAGCUGGCGCAGCGAAUGACUGACAACUUCUGCGCCGGGGUCUGCGCCUCGACGGUCCACAAAUGGAACAAGCUGCACGCCGGCAAUGUGGACGAGGACGUCCGCUACAUGACCAGAGAGAGCAUGGACGACCCCGGCGAGCCGCCGGGCAUUGUGCUCAGCGCUGCCACUUCGGUCUGGCUCCCAGUCUCCCCACAAAGGCUCUUCAAUUUCUUGCGCGACGAGCGACUCAGGAGCGAGUGGGACAUCCUCUCCAACGGUGGGCCCAUGCAGGAGAUGGCCCACAUCGCCAAGGGCCAGGACCAAGGCAACUGCGUCUCCCUCCUCCGCGCCAGAGCCAUGAACUCAAACCAAAACAGCAUGCUGAUAUUACAAGAGACGUGCAUCGACGCGGCCGGGUCGCUUGUGGUCUACGCGCCGGUGGAUAUUCCGGCCAUGCACGUGGUGAUGAACGGAGGGGACUCGGCCUACGUGGCGCUGCUGCCGUCGGGGUUCGCGAUAGUCCCGGACGGGCCGGGCUCGCGUGGUUCGGAGGCCAAGGCGGGCCAGGGCAGCAGCAACGGCGGCGGUGAGGCCAGAGUGAGUGGGUCACUGUUAACGAUGACGUUUCAGAUAUUGGUCAACAGUCUGCCGUCGGCGAAGUUGACCGUGGAGUCGGUGGAGACUGUCAACAAUCUCAUCUCCUGCACCGUUCAGAAGAUCAAGGCCGCGCUCCAGUGCGAGAGCUGAUGAGCUGGUCACGUGAUCGGGCUGAUCGUCGUCGUCGUCGUUUUUCCGUUUUUAAACAUUAGUCGUGUUGUGCAUGUGGCCGGGGUGUGGUUUGGUUUAGGCGGUGUAGUUAUGUUUUCUUUUAUUUAGGUGGUUGGUGCGGCGGUGCUGAGUAAAUGUGGUGGUGGCGGGGGUGUUGAGUCAAGAACGAACCGCGCUUGAAAGAGUCCUUGCUUUUUGGUAGUCCCAGUCGGCGCGUGUAAACGCACGCUCCGGUUGUGAUCUUAGCACGAGGCAAGGCUGGUGGUUCGGGUAUUGACUCGGGUCCAACCCUCGAAAAGGUUAUCAGUUAAAGAGGCUCUAAGUCAAGAUGGAGAAGAAAAAGGGUCUUUUUGGAAUCUUAUAGGUUUUAAAUUUUAAUUUUCUGUUGUUGUUUAUGUUGGUUGACCAGGAUUUGACCGUUGUAAUGGGUUUCAUUUUCAUGACAAAUACAUAUUUAAGAUUUGGGAUUUUUGGAGGUUUUUAAA